AUGUCCCCGCAGGCUGCCAGCUUCGGCACAAGCCCGGAACAUGGCGAGUCGACAUAUGGCCAGCAACAGCAACAAGCUAAAAGCGUCGGUGGGCAUUCGGUGUCGUCCUUGUUAUCGGAAGAGCCAUCGCGCGCGGGACAAUACGGUUCGACGUCAUCAGAGGCGUACCAAGGGCAGGGCGAGGAGCGGCGACGGUCCCCGUUGUAA
Colletotrichum higginsianum IMI 349063 is the source of this 207-nucleotide messenger RNA. RefSeq lists its product as uncharacterized. The record is from RefSeq and is a predicted model, not a curated record. NCBI's taxonomy places the organism in Eukaryota, Fungi, Ascomycota, Sordariomycetes, Glomerellales, Glomerellaceae. Bases 1 to 207 code for a protein of 68 amino acids. The transcript has a single exon.